This is a messenger RNA of Phyllotreta striolata, 3600 nucleotides long. NCBI's taxonomy places the organism in Eukaryota, Metazoa, Arthropoda, Insecta, Coleoptera, Chrysomelidae. The record is from the annotation of a GenBank genome assembly.
CCGCUAUUCACUUGUUGUUCGACUGUACGCUUCAACCGCUGCUCUGGCCAAUCAUGUACGCAUCGACGGCAGGAACGACGGUUUGAGGAACUCUUUCGACUGUGCCAUGGACUUUUCCGAGUUUUUGCGCGGGCUUUCGCUCGACUCCGACGCACUGGAGAUGGUCUGAGCUGUUCGGUGUUGGGACGUCUUCGCGUGGUGCGACGAUGAGUGCGAUUAAAGUUGGCAUUCACAAAGGAGAGAAAUGAAUAAAUUUCGGUCAACGCCUGUAGCAGGUGAAUCAAUAUGGAGAAUUAUACAACAGAGUUUUCGCUACUUAAUAUAUUGGAUUCAAACAGGACAACUCCGAAAUACACACUCGGACCUGAAUUCUUUGCUCAAUGGAAGCGCGACAAAUUUUGCAAAACCGUCUACAGUGGUGUCCUGACUCUCACCGAGUGCCACGACCUGUUCAACCUGUCCCAGAACAACAUCCUGUGGGAAUCCGAGGAUCCUUUGAAUAUUUUCGAGGAUUCCAGCUGGGCCAAAGGCGGGCCGAGAAUAUUCAACAAUACCGACGAUUCGAACCGUACCGGCGGCCCGGAGAACGCAGACAAUACUUUAGCGCCUGUUUUAGCGCCAUUCAAAUUGUGGCAGACCAUUUUGAUAGCUAUAUCCUUGGGUAUUUGUAUAAUAUUAACGGUAGCGGGAAAUAUUCUGGUGUUGCUGGCAUUCAUCGUGGAUCGAAACAUCAGACAGCCUAGUAAUUAUUUCAUAGCUUCGUUGGCUUGCACUGACAUGCUAAUUGGAACAGUUUCAAUGCCUUUCUACACGGUGUACGUCCUGAUGGGCUAUUGGAAUCUGGGCCCUUUGUUGUGCGACCUGUGGCUUUCAGUAGACUACACAGUCUGCCUAGUAUCGCAGUACACCGUACUAUUAAUAACGAUAGAUCGAUUUUGCUCGGUUAAAAUAGCGGCGAAGUAUCGAAGUUGGAGAACGAAACAAAGAGUCAUCUGGAUGGUAACCAUAACGUGGAUUAUACCGGCGCUGUUAUUUUUUAUCAGCAUAUUCGGAUGGGAGCAUUUCACCGGCUACAGGGACCUCUUGCCCGGAGAAUGCGCCGUGCAGUUCCUAAAGGAUCCCAUUUUUAAUACGGCACUAAUUAUCUCGUACUAUUGGACUACGCUCAUCGUACUUUUUAUUCUAUACGGAGGCAUUUACAAGACGGCGUUCGACAUGCAGAAAAAGAGCGAGGCGAAGCAGCGCAAGAUGCAAUCCAUGGUGGCUUUGAGCGCCGGUGCCAUGAGCGGAAUGGCGGGUCGCGCGGCCGGCAUCGGCCUCUCCAAAACCCAAAGCAAUUCGGAAAGCCAGGAAAAACCGCCCCUAACUUUGCUCAACGCCUCCGUCGUCAAUGAGAAGCCCGACAGAAACACCUUGACCGUGCUGGACUCCUACAGGGCCGGCGGUUCGGCGGAUUCCAAUUCUAGUACUACAACUAACAGCGCUACCACUACCACAACCACUACGACCACGGCUUCGUCUGCUGAUAAGAAAAAUCUCUGUCCACCUAAAGGUAAAACGUCCGUGGUGCAGGAAAGUGGAGAUAAAUCGGAACGUUCCAGUAGUCCGGCGUUUGAGUCGGACGAAGACAGCACAGCUCCAGUUCAAGAGAAAGGAACCGAGGAAAAGAAGAAGGAAAAAGAGAAAACCCAAGCUGCAACGAACAAGAGAACGUCGAUAGUAGGAAUCGUAAUGCAAUCUAGUGCUCCGUUACACGUCUUCGGCGGUACUAGAGUCAAUGGGGAUCUUUCACCUGGAAAGGGAGCUGUCAAAAAUCAGGAACAAUUGCUUCGACCGCUUCCUCAGAAGCCUCAGCUUCUCCAAAUUACCGAACGCGAACCGCUAAUCGAUUCAAACAAAUCAAAACAUUAUACGGUAGGUGUAAAACCCCAGCCCGAACCCCCCUGUACCGCCAUUGUAAAUAGCAAAAGCUGCGAUAGUACCUUACAAGCCUCAGUAGAUAGUAAAAGCAAAAAACCCUCCAGUACGAAAUUGAAAGCCCAAUCUCAGAGUACCUACGACCUGUUAGUAGGUCUAGAUGGCGCAGAUUUGAAGUACAUGGACGAAAGCUCGGUAGUCGUACCCUCCCCGACCUUAGAGAAUCCCCAAUUGAGUAACUGUAGUUCCCCUCGAUUUGUGCAGGGUGAGCAAAAGAUGCAAACCGAGGUGACUAUCAGCGCCGAUCGGCCGGUGACCUCCGUGGUCGAAGACGACCGAACGGGGGAGAUAACCGAGGACAGUUCGCCCAUGGGAGGAAUCUCGGCCAUCAGCCAGACAGGUAAAAUCGCCCCCUACACCGCCGCCGCCUAUAACAAUCCGAAAUUUUGCGUAGAUUCGGUGGACAAUCCGAAACGAGUUUUCGUCAAAUCGAUAGGGAAACGACUCAAAGCCAAAAAGAAAACGUUAGGGCCGUUGGGCUUCGGGCGGCAGAAAUCCAAAUCGGAGAAUCGCGCCCGAAAGGCCCUGAGAACGAUCUCGUUCAUUCUGGGGGCGUUCGUGGUCUGUUGGACGCCGUUCCACAUAUUCGCGCUGGUCGAGGGGUUUUGCACCAAUCCGCCUUGCAUUAACGGCCACCUCUUUAUGUUCUCGUAUUUCUUGUGCUACGCGAAUAGCCCUUUGAAUCCCUUUUGCUACGCUUUAGCCAAUCAACAAUUUAAGAAGACUUUCACUAGGAUUUUGAAAGGGGACUUUCAUCUCACUUAAAAACGUUUUAGAAAACUACCUUCCUAACUCUCUGUAACGUGUCUAUUUGGAUAAGUAACUCUCUAGGACACCGAUAUUUAGUAAACCGAAUACUUGGAGAACUCUUCGAGUUUCUAGUAAUGUAAAAGAAGAUGCUUCCAAAAAAACUAUAAAUGAAAAUUUCCCACCUCAUUUUUUUAGUCAAUCUAGGUAGAUACUUUUUCAUUACCAAUCUAGGUAUGCGUACAAUAAAAUUAUGAAAAUUAAUGUUGAUGUAAUUUUGAAAGCAGCUUUUAUUCUCUCGUUGAGUUUUUUGUUGAUAAUAAAAUUUAGUCUAGGAAAAAUAGAUAGGUACUAGGAAAUUAAGUGUCUACGUUGCAACCUGGCUGUUAACCUAAACUUAAUUACGAAACCUUAUACCUACCUGGUACCUAUGAAUAAAAAGUUGUUAAAAUCGCACAAUUACUAAUAUGUCCCGUGGAAGUAAUAAAAUUCCAUGCCUUCGAAGGAUUAUCACAAAUAUUUAGUAAUUGUGCGAUAUUAUUGGGUAAAUCCAGUUCUAAGAACAUCUACCUAUAUCAAAAAGCACUGCUAUUAAAAAAACGGCGCUAAUUGUAAGAGAAAAAUCAAUAAUAUUAAUUAGUAAUAUAGUAAGAAGACAAUAAUAGAUAAUUCCGAAUUAGACUUUAAAUCAAAAUGAGCUUUAAUUUGAGAAAAUGAAAUAUUGUAAUCACAUCGGUUUGUUUGCAAUUUGAAAACUUACAAGUAAAUGUAUAUUUGUAUUGUAAUAUAAACGUAGGUAAGCUGUACAAUAUUUAGGUCUUACAAUAGCGAAAAGGAAUAAUUAGAUGUAAUAAAAGGUGAGAUCGGCAUGCUGUA